UAUAAAUUCUCUGAAACCAGGGAGAAGAAACAUUUUACACGCGCACGAGAGAGAACGGCGGUGGAACACGUUAUAAAAAUAAUACCACUGACAGAUAGCCUAUAUGUUGCCAACAUAUAGAGACUAAGCUUUUGCUAUAUUUUCACGCGAGAGUAGGAUAGGAAAAGAAAGGGUUAAUUUUUAUAGCGUUUAUUGGAUGUAUUCGCUUCUGAAUGUAGGCCAAUUCAGCAUCUAAAUAAAGGACUUUUGUUACAUUUAUCCACUUCAGCCAGCUUCAAUCAGCCUUCUAGAGUUGGUGCGAUGAGGCGGGCGAUGAGGCGGGCGCUGAGCGCGGGGCGGUGCCUGGGGCCCAAGGUGUACGCAGCGGCGCCGGACGGCGACUGGGGCUGGGUCGUCGCCGUGUCCUUCUUCUUCGUGGAGAUCUUCACCUACGGCGUCAUCAAGAGCUUCGGCGUCUUCCUGCAGGACCUCAUGAGCGAGUUCGGCGAGACCAACAACCGCAUCUCCUGGGUCGUCUCCAUCAGCGCGUUCGUCAUGACCUUCACCGCGCCCCUCUCCUCCAUGCUGAGUAACCGCUUCGGGUUCAGACCCGUCGUCAUGCUGGGGGGGUGCCUCAUCAGCCUGGGAACCAUAGCAACCGGCUUCACCCAAUCGGUCAACCAGAUGUACCUCACCACUGGCAUCAUCUCAGGCCUGGGUUACUGCCUGACCUUCCUGCCCACGGUCACCAUCCUGUCUCAGUACUUCUCCCGCCGCCGGUCCCUGGUCACGGCCUCCGCCUCCACCGGGGAGUGCUUCUCCAUCUUCGCCCUGGCGCCGGUGCUCACGGCUCUGAAGGAGCGGAUUGGCUGGCGGAUGUGCCUGGUCGUGGUCGGAGUUCUGCAGGGCAGCAUCAUCAUCUGCGGAGCCCUCCUUCGGCCCAUCAUCAUCAAACCCACCGAGGAUGAAGAGGAGGAGGAGGAGGGCGCAAACACGCCCACCAAAGAUCCGCUGGAGGGCACGUAUGCCCUGGAGAACGAGGAGACGCGCACCUCCUCCGACUCCGGGGUGCAGUCUCUGGGCGCCUCUCACACGGACCUGGCCGGGGAGCGCAAUGUUCCGGAGCAGAGGUCAGAGGAGAAGGCUCCGCUCGACCCCGCCCCCGGCCCCGCCCCCGGCCCCGCCCGGCCCGCGCUCCUGGACGUGUCGGUGCUGAGGGACUGGAGCUUCCUGUGCUACGCCAUGUUCGGGCUCUUCGCCACGCUGGGCUUCUUCGCCCCGCAGCUCUACAUCAUCCAGCUGAGCGUGAGCCGCGGCGUCCCCCGGGAGACGGCCGCCUACAUGCUGUCGGCCAUGGCGGUGGCGGAGAUCGCGGGCCGCCUGUCCGUGGGCUGCGUGAUGAACCGGCGGGGCGUGCGGAAGAUCUACGUGCUGCUGGCGUGCGUGUCGCUGCUGUGCGUGGUGCUGGCGCUCUUCACCGCUGCGCAGGGCUUCUGGGGGCUCUGCGCCUGCUGCGCGCUCUACGGCUUCCUGCUGGGCACCGUCUGCUCCACCCACAUCCCCAUGCUGGCCGAGGACGACGUGGUGGGCAUCCACAAGAUGUCGUCGGCGGCGGGCAUCUACGUCUUCAUCCAAAGCUUCGCGUGCCUGGGCGGGCCCCCGCUGGGAGGUAUCCUGGUGGACGUCACACAGAACUACGGCUCAGCGUUUUACUCCUGUGCGGUGGGGAUGGGCAUCGGGGCUGUGUUCCUGGGACUGGUGCGUCCGGCGAAGCAGUGGCAGUGCUGCACCAGAAGGGUGCGCCGGCAGGAGGACGGGGAGGCCGCAGAGCAGGCCGCAGCCCUACAAACCAAACAGGAAAUGCCCGUGGACUUCCUGGAGGUGGAUGUCGCCAUGGAGCCGAGCCACUGAAAACAACAGCCUGAGGGGGAAGUCUGAGCACUGGUGAUAUGCACGGAGACAGCCUUCUGUAAAGACACUGCGUCUCAGGUCAUGUAUCACUGGUGUGAGAAAGAUCGCAGGGGCAAGAAGAAAAAAAAAAAGUCUUAUGUUACGAGAGGUUCUUUGGGGAGACGGUGUCUACACGGGCUGCAAGCUUUCUCUUUCCUCUUGCAGUUUUUCUGGUCAGGGUUCGGGUCUGGUGACAACAGGGUUUUUUUUCUUCUUCUCAGAGCCGCGAAAGCGUUCCUGGUCCUGUCGAAGCGGGAUCAGUGACGGUCUGCGGGCGUGAGCCGAGCAGAAGCGCACUGCGCGGUCUCACUGACCAAAUCGGCAACCUUUAGCUUUUACACGCCUCUGCUGCAAGCUGCUCCACUGCUCUGUUGUGGUUACAGAAAAGGUCAAACGCACACCUGAAACCCACAAAAAGCCACACGUGUGUCUCUGUGUUUUUAUUCCUGAUUGUAGUUUUAAAAAAAAUAUAUAUAUAUAUAUUUUUUUUAAGUUGUCAAAAUGUUCAGACCAAUAUUAGACAAUGGAGGCUAGACCAUGCUGCCCUCGUACAAGCAGAAGAGUCUGGACUCUAACAGAAGUCAGUUAAUGGAAUCUGUACUGUAACAGAACAGUGAGUUAGUUAAUGGAGACUGCUCCCCUUAAAAGAACAGUGAGUUAGUUAAUGGAGACUGCUCUCUGUAACAGAACAGUGAGUUAGUUAAUGGAGACUGCUCUCUGCAUUUUUAGCACAAAUCCCAUCCUGACUGGCUGGAAACUGCCGUUAACAGGAUUCAUGCCAAAAAGUGUAAAGUUUAAAAGUGAUAAAACUACCUGUUCGAUUUCCUUCACACCAUGAUGGGAAACGAUGUGAGUGAAGAUGUGGGGGUGGCAGAGACCAAGAUGGACGUUCGUGUGGAAGCAAACCUCAUCCUACGGCUCUCACCGCCACACCACGCUUUGGUGAGCCAGUCUGUUGGCCCUGGAAAAGUAGGCACGGACAGGUCACUCUAAACCAGACAAUCCGGAAAGAAUUCCCAUCACCGCCUGCUCAAAUCACAUUUACAAACCCACAUCCAUCACAUCCUCCCACAUCCAUCACAUCCUCCCACAUCCAUCACAUCCUCCCACAUCCAUUACAACUUCCCACAUCCAUCACAUCCUCCCACAUCCAUCACAUCCUCCCACAUCCAUCACAUCCUCCCACAUCCAUCACACCCUCCCACAUCCAUCACAAGCUCCCACAUCCAUCACACCCUCCCACAUCCAUUACAACCUCCCACAUCCAUUACAACCUCCCAAAUCCAUCACACCCUCCCACAUCCAUUACAACCUCCCAAAUCAAUCACAUCCUCCCACAUCCAUCACACCCUCCCACAUCCAUCACAUCCUCCCACAUCCAUCACAGGCUCCCACAUCCAUCACAAGCUCCCACAUCCAUCACAUCCUCCCACAUCCAAACCAAAAAGGGAGCGGACGUAAACGAUCAACCUCCAAAGAUCCAGCAACCAAACAAAGAUGGCGAGGGACUGAAAACUCAGGUCAGCAGAAACGCACAAAUAUCGUCUGAUCGGCCUCGUUGAUUGUAUCUUCACUGAAUGUUUCAGGGAAGACAGUUACACUACACUGGUAACAAACAUAAGGCAACGCUGCUAGAGGGCUAUCAGGUGGCAGCCUUGAGCUUUGUGGAGGGAAAAAGCAAUCUAGCAUCACGCAGUCAGUCAGUCUGUCUGCUCUUAAUGCUGCUCGACCUAUGCACAGCGACUUGAACUUCCUCAGAAUGGGUGCCAUUCAGUAUGCUCAUGUACUAUAAUGGAUUUUUGUGAAUUGUUAUUUUUUACUUAUUUUUAAAUUAAUAUGCAUUGUGAAUAACACAACUUUGCCUAAACAUUUUUUAAAAUGUAACUGCACAGAAUAUAAGGUUGUAACAUUUUCAGACCUUGAAAUUCCAACUGCUGAUUUUUAUUUUUUAUUUUUACUAAUUAAAUAAAUCCAGUUUACAACAGUAAA
This is a messenger RNA of Anguilla anguilla (European eel), 3918 nucleotides long. RefSeq names its product solute carrier family 16 member 6b (gene slc16a6b). Gene Ontology annotation, biological process: monocarboxylic acid transport; transmembrane transport. NCBI's taxonomy places the organism in Eukaryota, Metazoa, Chordata, Actinopteri, Anguilliformes, Anguillidae. The record is from RefSeq and is a predicted model, not a curated record. Gene Ontology annotation, molecular function: monocarboxylic acid transmembrane transporter activity. The transcript is spliced from 6 exons. Bases 301 to 1890 code for a protein of 529 amino acids.